Messenger RNA from Heterobasidion irregulare TC 32-1, 558 nucleotides. RefSeq lists its product as uncharacterized. Lineage: Eukaryota; Fungi; Basidiomycota; Agaricomycetes; Russulales; Bondarzewiaceae. The transcript has 2 exons. The record is from RefSeq and is a predicted model, not a curated record. The coding region runs from base 1 to 558 and encodes 185 amino acids.
AUGGCCCGCUCAGACGCCCUCGGCCGCUGGCUGCGCGACUCGAGUCGCUCCCCCGCGCUCCUCGCGCGCCCGGGCGCCGCACCCCCCGGCGCACCCGGCGCGCGCCGCCCCGUGCUGUCGAGCGUCGAUCGCCGCGCGCUCGAGCGCGAGCUCCGCUGGUGGCGCGUGCGCGGCGCGCUGUGUAUAGCGACGCUGGGCGCGGUGCUUCUGAGCGAUCUCGCAGGCGCGUUCGGACAUCGUCCGCCCUCUACGUUUGACGCCGCGAUUCCGUAUAUGCCUAUUUAUAUCUUUGUAUCUGUACUCUGGACCGCCUGGGAUCCGACGUGGGCAUCGCUGCGGCAGGCCCAGCUGCAAGGCCGGAAAGUGCGUGUACGAGGUAAACUCCAAUACGCUGUGAGCGCGCGCGCCCUCCUGCCUCUUUUGCGGUUCUUCGAGACUGACGACGCGGCGGGCCGCUCAAGUCGUUGCAGAUGUUUGCUUGGUUCUCUCGUAUGCUCGCGGCGUGCUUCGUCGCCUCGGCACAUCGUCGGCCGGCGUGGGACGUCCUGGACCUGUUGA